Meriones unguiculatus (Mongolian gerbil) is the source of this 1820-nucleotide messenger RNA. RefSeq names its product BCL2 associated agonist of cell death (gene Bad). The record is from RefSeq and is a predicted model, not a curated record. The transcript is spliced from 4 exons. Bases 845 to 1459 code for a protein of 204 amino acids. NCBI's taxonomy places the organism in Eukaryota, Metazoa, Chordata, Mammalia, Rodentia, Muridae. Gene Ontology annotation, biological process: apoptotic process.
CCGCUGCUCCGCCCCACUCCUGCGCCUGCGCGGGCGUCGUUCGCUACGCAAAGUGCGUAGCGGCCAGCUGAGACUCCGAAGCCGUGCGCCUCGCCCGGCGUGCAUCUCUUGGAGAAUCGGCGCAAGGUGCGCUGCCGGCGGGCGUCCGGGGUUACGGAUGGCGGCGGGCGUCCGAGAGGCGGGCGGAGAUCAGUCCGCACGCAGCAAGCACCCGGGUUACCCGUGCCCUGGGCCGUCCGCUCUUAAUGUUAAAGCGACCACCAUUUUCUACACUGAGAUCCCCAAGCCUAGAUCGAGAUCAGCGUGCCCCUAUGGGGGCGGCAACGACUUCCCCGCAAAGUCUCUGAAGGAAACUUCCGCCCACAACAAAGAUGGCAACCGGGCCCCGCCCCCUAGCUUCUGUCUGCGGGACCCCGUGCUUCGGCCUACGGGCACUUGCACCUGUCCUGGCAGCAGAGGCCCAUAGAUCCCCACGGAUCGCCCUCCUGGGUGCCCUGUCCCUUUUCCCGCACCCGGGCGGCUAUCCAGCCAGGAAAGAGCUUCUGAGAUGGCACGGGGAGUGGUCCCCAAGGUGGGCAGCGCGAGGCCUCCACAACCUGGAGGAGUAGGAAGGAGCCAGUCUCCCCAUCCCGAUCACUCUGUCCAGGGGGAGCAAUAGCCAUCGCAGCGAACAUUGCAUCCGACGGCCGAGCUUCAGUGGACGGCUCUACAAGUAGUCACUGAGCUGUUUACAGAGUUUUCACCAGCUCCCCAGGGAGGUGUCAUUAGCCCCAUUUUCUAGGAGGGAAUUCGGGCCCAGAGGGGCUGGAGGACUUAUCGGCCGAAGCAGGCCUCCAGGAUCCAAAUGGGAACCCCAAAGCAGCCCUCGCUGGCUCCUGCACACGCCUCAGGCGUGAGGAAGUCGGAUCCCGGAAUCCGGAGCCUAGGGAGCGACGCGGGAGGAAGGCGGUGGAGACCAGCAGCCCAGAGUAUGUUCCAGAUCCCAGAGUUUGAGCCGAGUGAGCAGGAAGACUCCAGCACUACAGAUAGGGGCCUGGGCCCUAGCCUCACUGAGGACCAGCCAGGUCCCUACCUGGCCCCAGGUCUCCUGGGGAGCGUCGGUCAUCAGCAGGGACGGGCGGUCAACAGCAGUCAUCAUGGAGGCGCUGGAGCCGCGGAGACCCGGAGUCGCCACAGUUCAUAUCCCGCGGGGGCCGCGGAGGAUGAAGGGACGGAGGAGGAGCUCAGCCCCUUUCGGGGCCGCUCGCGUUCGGCUCCCCCCAAUCUCUGGGCUGCGCAGCGCUAUGGACGCGAGCUCCGAAGGAUGAGCGAUGAGUUUGAGGGUUCUUUCAAGGGACUUCCUCGCCCAAAGAGCGCAGGCACUGCAACGCAGAUGCGACAAAGCGCCAGCUGGACGCGCAUUAUCCAAUCCUGGUGGGAUCGAAAUUUGGGCAAAGGAGGCUCCGCCCCCUCCCAGUGAUCUGCUCUACAUUCCCGGAACUCGACCCUUUCCCGCCAUAUUGUAUGUGGGCGGAAGUCUUCCAAGGCCUUAGGGGAAAAGGGGUGGGAAUUGCUGUGUCCCUAAAACUGGGAGGAGAGCUGAGUCCCUUCCGGUGCGUGCAAUAGUUAUCAAGGGGUGGUUCUCGUUGGGAGUUUCAAGUUUUCCCACCCGCCCCCAGCCUCCGGAAGUGGCUGUUUUCCCCUCUCCGGUACCCUGCUGCCCUCAGGCGCCAGUGCUAAGUUGCGAGCCCGGGUAAACGGUGAAUGGGCUACUACCCAAUUGACCGAACUGGGGACCCGUGGUCGCCCAAAAGUGCUUUAUAAUAAAGCCGCGCCUGUGC